CUACAGUACGUGAACUCAAGUCGAAGCCAUAAGGUAGUGGGGUAUUUCGCGAUAGAUGGAAAAAUGAUUGGCCCAAGGCCUGGGCAGGGAUUUAGAUGGACCGACGCGUCGUUGAACGCGUCGCCAUCUCAACUUCUCAAGACCUUGGUGUCAAUACAUUUGAACAGCCAAUUCUACUAAUCAACGUCAAACUCGACGCACGUCUUCCUCGACGACUAUACCCCUUGCUCGAUAUUUCUCUGAACAUAACACGCCGCCAUGUCAGAUUACGAGGACGAGAUGGACGUGGACAGCACCGCGCCAUCCCACGACAUUGCCUUCUCGUCCGCAGCCAAGCAAGGCAAGCGUAGUGCGGCAAACUUGCCAAUUGAGGCAGAAGAUAAUCUGCCAUGGGUCGAGAAAUACCGCCCCUCGACACUGGCCGACGUGAGCGGCCAUCAAGACAUCCUCUCUACGAUCAACAAAUUCAUCGACACAAACCGCCUCCCCCAUCUCCUUCUCUACGGGCCUCCUGGCACAGGCAAGACGUCCACCAUCCUCGCGCUCGCGCGGCGCAUCUAUGGCGAGGCGAACAUACGACAAAUGGUUCUCGAACUCAACGCGUCUGACGACCGUGGUAUCGAUGUGGUGAGGGAGCAGAUCAAGACAUUUGCCAGCACAAAACAAAUCUUCAACAUGGCAGGCGGGGCGGGCAGCAAAGGGAUGGCAGGCUACAAGCUGAUCAUUCUGGACGAGGCGGACGCCAUGACAAACACGGCGCAGAUGGCUCUCCGGAGGAUCAUGGAGAAGUACACUGUGAACACGCGGUUCUGCGUCAUUGCGAAUUACGCGCACAAGCUGAGCCCCGCGCUGCUCAGUCGGUGUACUCGAUUCCGCUUCAGCCCUCUAAAGGAGGGCGACAUUCGGGUGCUGGUGGAGAAGGUCGUGGACGAGGAAAAGGUGCAGAUUGGCGGCGAGGCGGUGGACGCUCUCAUCAAGCUGAGCAAAGGGGACAUGCGACGGGCGCUGAACGUGCUGCAGGCGUGCCAUGCGUCGAGCACGCCGCUGCGCGAGCCAGGCGCGCCCAAGGUGCCGGACAGUGAGAUACAGCGGGAGAUGAUCACCACAGAAACCAUCUACAACUGCAUAGCAGCGCCGCCGCCCGAUGCCGUCAAGGAGAUCAUGGCGACGCUGCUGAAGACGUCGGAUGUCACGAGCUGUCUGAAUACGGUCAACUCGCUCAAGACAGCACGGGGGCUGGCGUUGGCCGACAUCAUCACAGCGCUGUCGGAGGAGCUGGUCAAGCUGGAGGUCAAGCCGCAAGUCAUGAUAUCGUGGCUGGAGGGUCUGGCGGACAUUGAACACAGGGUCGCGGGCGGAGGCAGUGAGGUUGUGCAGACCGGAGCCAUGGUGGGAGUCAUCAGGAACGGGGUUGAACUGAUGGAGAAGAGCUGAACGUCUAGCAGCAGAUCUAAAAGGCUUGCUGGGAGUUGCGGAUGAGAUAGUGCGAGAGCACCAGGAUAUGUGAAAUCUGGUAACAUUGCAUGUUUUCAGAAACGUGGGAAUGAAUAUGGCUUGCACUGCCAAUUGUUGCUGCUUUCCGUACAUGUGAUCGCCUCCGUGAUACUAGUAUCACGAGUGGUGUUGCCCGCCCAUUCGAGCUGCAGCGGCUGUCUCAUCAAAAGUGACUUAACAUUGA
Molecule: messenger RNA, 1678 nt
Organism: Emericellopsis atlantica
Lineage: Eukaryota; Fungi; Ascomycota; Sordariomycetes; Hypocreales; Bionectriaceae
Product: P-loop containing nucleoside triphosphate hydrolase protein
Exons: 2
Coding region: 259-1434 (391 amino acids)
Biological process (GO): DNA-templated DNA replication; DNA repair
Cellular component (GO): Elg1 RFC-like complex; nucleus; DNA replication factor C complex
Molecular function (GO): DNA clamp loader activity; ATP hydrolysis activity; DNA binding
Source: RefSeq, a predicted model, not a curated record